Triplophysa dalaica is the source of this 3093-nucleotide messenger RNA. RefSeq names its product leucine rich repeat and Ig domain containing 1b (gene lingo1b). The transcript is spliced from 2 exons. Gene Ontology annotation, molecular function: protein binding. Gene Ontology annotation, cellular component: extracellular matrix. Lineage: Eukaryota; Metazoa; Chordata; Actinopteri; Cypriniformes; Nemacheilidae. Bases 293 to 2161 code for a protein of 622 amino acids. The record is from RefSeq and is a predicted model, not a curated record.
CGCGCUCUGCUGGGUAUGGCAUGUACGCGAGCGGGUGCGCUCCUGUUUACAUGCAUGCCUGCAUCUGGGACCGACUCUCUUAUUUGUGGACCCUAGCCGUUUCCGCUCAACCCAUAGAAUUUUCGGGACCUCUUGAUCUUGCGAUUUGAGGAACUGCGAGCUGUUUUUAUUUUAUUUUAUUUACUCAUUCAAUUCUUUAAGGGCCUCCGUUGUGCCACACUGCCACUCUGGAGAGCUUUGGAUGUAAACUGCACUCUGGCAGAAUGGGAUCGCCAAAUUUAGACUCCACUGCAUGACGUUUCUGCAGGUUACCAUCAAAAUGGUGGCUGGAGAGGCAAAUGGGCACAGCUACCUCAUGGCAUGCUGGCAGCCCAUUCUCAUCCUGAUGCUGGGUACCGUCCUGUCCGGCUCCGCCACCGGCUGCCCUUCUCGCUGCGAAUGCAGCGCCCAAGAGCGCUCUGUCGUGUGCCACCGACGGAAGCUGAUCGCUCUCCCCGAGGGAAUUCCCAUUGAUACGCGGCUGCUGGAUCUCAGCAAGAACCGCCUGAAAGCCAUGAACCCCGAGGAGUUUCUCAAUUACCCGCACCUGGAGGAGCUACAGCUUAAUGAGAACGUGAUUGCAGUCAUCGAACCGGGGGCUUUCAGUAACCUCCUUGGCUUAAGAACGCUGGGACUGCGCAACAACAAGCUUAAGUUGAUCCAGCUGGGUGUGUUCACUGGCCUCAGUAACCUCACUAAGUUAGAUAUAAGUGAGAAUAAGAUUGUCAUUUUGUUGGACUAUAUGUUUCAAGACCUUUACAACCUGAAGGAGCUAGAGGUGGGGGAUAAUGACCUGGUGUUUAUCUCUCACCGAGCUUUUCACGGCCUCAGUAGCCUGGAGCAGCUCACAAUGGAAAGAUGCAACCUGACCUCUGUGCCAACAGAGGCCUUCAGUCAUCUUCACAACCUGCUGUCCCUCAGGCUGCGCCAUCUCAACAUCAACAUCAUUCAAGACUAUUCCUUCAGGAGGCUCUAUCGACUCAAAGUCUUAGAGAUAGCAAACUGGCCACUUUUAGAGACCUUGACUGCCAGGUCCCUCCACGGGCUUAACAUCACAACCCUGAGUAUCACAAACUGCAAUCUUACUGCUGUCCCUUACGUGGCCAUUCAACACCUGGUUUACCUUCGCUUUUUCAACCUGUCCUUCAAUCCAAUUGAGGUCGUGGAGGGCAACAAAAUGCACAAUUUGCUGAGGCUCCAGGCGUUUCACUUGGUAGGGGGCCGGCUAGCGAGCAUCGAGCCUUAUUCUUUCAGAGGACUCAACUACCUUCGGGUUCUCAAUGUAUCCAGCAAUAGUCUAAGCACUUUAGAGGAGUCUGCGUUUCACUCGGUCGGCAACCUGGAGAUGCUGGCUCUCCACGACAACCCCCUGGCGUGUGACUGUCGUCUGCUCUGGGUCUUUCGCCGUCGAUGGAGACUCAAUUUCAACCGCCAGCAGCCAUCUUGUGAGACGCCAGAGUUUUUGCAGGGUAAAGAGUUUAAAGACUUUCCGGACGUUCUCCCGGCCAAUUAUUUCACCUGUGAAAAAUCAAAGAUACGAGAUCACAAAGCCCUUCAUCGAUACGUGGAUGAGGGGACCACAGUUCAAUUCCCUUGCCAGGCAGAUGGAGACCCAGCACCAGUGAUUCUGUGGCAGUCUCCCAAAAAGCAAUUUAUUACUACAAAAAGCAUCGGCCGGCUGUCUGUGUCUCCAGACGGCACCCUGGAGGUUAGAUACGCCCAAAUACAAGACAAUGGCACGUACAUGUGUUUUGCCGUCAACGCAGGGGGCAACGACACCCGUUCGGCCCACCUGCAUGUUCAUAGCUUUUCUCCUAAUUGGCCCCAUCAGCCCAAUAAGACCUUUGCCUUCAUCUCAAACCAGCCCAAUGAUGGUGGUGCAAAUGGGACUGGUGCUACAGAUCCCUUUCCCUUUGACAUGAAGACUCUCAUUAUCGCUACAACUAUGGGGUUUAUCUCGUUCCUUGGAGUGGUGCUGUUCUGUCUGGUGCUCCUGUUCCUCUGGAGUCGAGGAAAAGGCAAUGCCAAGCCAAACAUCGAGAUUGAGUACGUGCCACGAAAAGUAGAUGGAGACAGCAGCCCGACGGAGGGAUCGCACAAGAUCAGUAUGAAGAUGAUUUAACAGACUAAUCGCCUUUGUGUGUGCAUUAUAUGAGGUAUAGGUGUUCUUGACUUACCUUGAUGAAUGAGGGCGUGGUUACUUUUGCACCCAUUUUAGAGACGUGAAAAGAACAUUAUUCUAACAAAAGCCUUUUGCAUUUUUUUUUUACAAACUUUAUAGAACAAUCUCACUUGGAUUGUGUCUUCAAAGGGAAAUUAGACAGGUUUCAAAUAUCUGUGUAUUUGUUUGGGUAAGUGUUGAAAUAUAUAGUCCAUUGUUCAGAAGCCAGAGUCCGGAGCACCGGUAUGUUUAUACUUGUCCUCUAAUGUUUUUUUCCUGUACAUAAUUAUGUCAAUGUACAUUGGGCAAUACAGUGGUUAAAUGCAACUGGUUGCUGAGCCUACUGGAGUGCAUGUGCCAUAUAGAUACAUGCAAAGUGUAUAGGUCUAAUAAAAUCACUGUAAAUGUCCAUUACCAACUCUUUAUAAGAGAUAAAUUUGUUUUAAAAAUGAUUUAUUGAUUAGGCUUGACAAUCAUAAUAUGUCGAAAGUCAAGUAUUAAUCAAAAAGUAUUUUUUGAUUUGACGGUGCAAUUUCAAUGUUGACACUGUACAUAGUAUCCUAAGCCAGAUGUAGCUUUGAAUUUAAAGCCAUUUUCUCUGACUGAAAAUGUGACAAACCUAUUGGACCUGUGGUUGUAUUCACACUAAACUACUGUAUCAUCUGACAGAUCUUCACGGUUUUUAUUUACCUACCAAUGAGAAGUUUACAGUUUUAUUGAUUUAGUCAUCCAGAUGGCGUUAAUUUACCAUGCUGUAAUGCCAUUUUCUAUCGCUCUCACGAGGCAGCAGUUGUUCGGUAGGUAAAUGUGUUCUUCAAACCCUUAAAAGACUACAGUGCUGAUUUUGGGACAAUGGAUGACUGUAAAACAUAUUAAAAUUACAAGCUUUUGUA